GCCGGCUAUGUGCAGCUCAUCGAUCACCUGGCCGCCGGCGUCAAUGUAAUCCUUGAUGCGCCAGUUGAAGGCAUCGAGUGGUCUGACGGGUCAGCCUCCGCCGGCCAGCCCGCAGCGGUAGUCAGGUUGCGCGACGGCCGCGCCCUCGAAGCCGAUUUCUGCGUUUGCACCCUGCCACUGGGCGUCCUCAAGCGGGACCACGAAAGGCUCUUCCAACCACCGCUGCCGGACCGAAAGAAGCAAGCGAUUUGCAACCUGGGCGUCGGCGUCCUGGAGAAGGUGGCCUUGAGGUUUGAGCAUUGCUUUUGGGAAGGCAAGGCCAAGCAACUCCACUGCUUCUAUCGGGUCCCAACUGUUGAAGCACGGGCUACACCGGCGGCUUGCGAAGCGCCGUAUUGGCUCAGCCUUCGCCCCGUAACUGGAUCGAAUGUUCUGAUCGCCUAUUACGCCACUGAGACGGGGCGGAUCGUUGCAAAACUGAGCGAGGAGGAGGCGGUGAAGUCUGCGCUGGCUCUAUUGAAGUCUAUGUUCAAGCCCGAGGAGGUCGAUGCUGCGAAGCUCCUUGAGGUGAAGAGAACGGCGUGGAUUGAGGAUGAGUGGGCCUGCGGAGCCUACUCCUUUGUCGCAGUUGGAUCCAGCCCAGAGGAUCGGAGCGCCCUGGCUGCGCCGCUGGGCGCCCUCCACUUCGCUGGCGAGGCAACGGACCAGAG
Messenger RNA from Symbiodinium pilosum, 710 nucleotides. The record is from the annotation of a GenBank genome assembly. NCBI's taxonomy places the organism in Eukaryota, Dinophyceae, Suessiales, Symbiodiniaceae.